Messenger RNA from Juglans microcarpa x Juglans regia, 1969 nucleotides. Its product is annotated as tonoplast dicarboxylate transporter. NCBI's taxonomy places the organism in Eukaryota, Viridiplantae, Streptophyta, Magnoliopsida, Fagales, Juglandaceae. Gene Ontology annotation, cellular component: membrane. Gene Ontology annotation, biological process: monoatomic anion transmembrane transport. Gene Ontology annotation, molecular function: transmembrane transporter activity. The record is from RefSeq and is a predicted model, not a curated record.
CCAAUAAUAAAAGAAAAAUUGAACUUGUCUUCUAAAUCUCUCCUCCAACUUUCAAAAGAACCGAUCAUCCAAGUCCAUUUAUAUUACCAUCUCUCUCUUCAUCUCUCAAGGAAAAGAACAGUGAUCACAUGGCUAAUUCCAUCUCCGAUGACCCCAAGAACCCACUUCUCCUUAAUGACGAGAUCCAAAGGGGGCAAAGCUUCCGUUCCACUCUAACAUCCAUAUUUACGCCCAAAAACUUCUCCAUCAUCCUCGGACCACUUCUGGCCUCCAUCAUUUGCCUCUGGGUGAAGCUGGAUGCCCCCGUGGCCGGUCGCAACAUGUUGGCCAUUCUUGCCUGGGUCUUUGCUUGGUGGCUCACUAAGGCCGUGCCCAUGCCCGUGACCUCCAUGUCCCCGCUCUUCCUCCUCCCACUUUUUGGGAUUUCCUCUGCCGAUGAGGUUGCGCACUCUUACGUGGACGAUGUGAUUGCCCUUGUUUUAGGCAGCUUCAUACUUGCUCUUGCUGUCGAGCAUUACAACAUUCACAGAAGAUUGGCCUUGAAUAUAACGCUUAUAUUUUGUGGAGAUCCAUUGAACCCUCCACUCCUACUUCUGGGGAUAUGCGCCACCUCAGCCUUCGUAAGCAUGUGGAUGCACAACGUGGCGGCGACAGUGAUGAUGAUGCCGGUGGCCACCGGAAUCAUACAGCGCAUUCCCACGGGCCCUACUCAAUCCAACGCUGAGAAUAAGUUCUGCAGGGCAGUGAUUCUUGGGGUGUUGUACUCUACUGCCCUGGGAGGGAUGAGCACCCUUACUGGGACUGGUGUCAACCUCAUAUUGGCGGGCUUGUGGAAGAGCUUAUUCCCUCACGAACAGCCUAUCAGCUUCAGCAAAUGGUUCUUUUUUGGAUUCCCUUUGGCUUUGUUGAUCCUUUUUGCAUUGUGGGGUAUACUUUGUUUGUUCUAUUGCACAAGGGAUUCAGGGCAGGUUCUCUCUGCUUAUUUGGACAAAGCCAAUUUGAAGAGGGAGCUUGAACUGUUGGGUCCAAUGGCUUUUGCCGAGAAGAUGGUGCUGACUGUGUUUGGGAUGCUGAUAGUUUUGUGGAUGACAAGAAGCAUAACAGAGGACAUUCCUGGUUGGGGAGCUCUUUUCAAUGGCCGCGCUGGUGAUGGAACAGUUAGUGUGAUGAUGGCAACUUUGCUGUUCAUAAUUCCAAACAAGAAGCAAAAGGGAGAGAGGCUGAUGGACUGGAACAAAUGCAAGAAGCUACCCUGGGACCUUAUUCUGCUUCUAGGAGCUGGGUUUGCCAUAGCAGAUGGAGUCCAGUCUAGUGGCCUCGCUGAAAUGCUAUCAAAAACCCUAGAUUUCUUAGAGAGAGCUCCAUACUUAGCCAUUGCCCCAGCUGUCUGUCUUGUUAGCAGUAUCUUGACAGAGUUCAUCACAUCCAACAACGCCACUACCACACUGGUAGUCCCUCUUCUUGCCCAAAUAUCCGAAACCAUGCACGUGCACCCGCUCCUUCUCAUGAUCCCUGGAGCCAUUGGAGCGCAGCUUGCUUUCCUACUUCCCACGGCAACACCAUCAAAUGUUGUUGGCUUUGCGACUGGAUACAUUGAAGUAAAGGAUAUGAUCAAGAUUGGAUUGCCACUUAAGAUUGCAGCAAUUGCUGCACUGUCCAUUCUGAUGCCUACGCUUGGAGCUUCUGUUUUUGGGAUAAAUAAAGACGUUUUGUAACAUGGAAAAUUCCCAAAUGUGGUUGCAAUAUCCUGCAAAUUCUCGGGGGCAUGCCCAUGGAACCAGUUUUUACUAUCCCCUUGGCAAAUGAAGGCUACUUGUAUAGCCACAAGGAAAGAAUAUGAUUCAAUUAAAAAAAUAUACAUAUAUUAGGAAACUAAAGGUCGGCAUGUUAUUAUUGCAUUUCUUUGGGGUGUUUUGUACAUUUAUCUCAUGCAAACACAAUUAAAUAUGCAAGAUUGGUAGAGUUAUCA